This is a messenger RNA of Prorocentrum cordatum, 1002 nucleotides long. NCBI's taxonomy places the organism in Eukaryota, Dinophyceae, Prorocentrales, Prorocentraceae. The record is from the annotation of a GenBank genome assembly.
AUGGCCAACAUCACGGAGACGGGGCUUUUCGACCAGGGAGAGAGGAAGCGACGGGACGGCGGCGGAGACGGCACUGCGACUAACCCGUACUGGGGCCACACGAGGGAGGCGGCGGCGCAUCCCUCGAGCAUCGAGGACAAAAGGAGUCCGGAGGCGCGCUGUCGUGAACACCCUCCUGGAAACGCCGGGGUCGGCCUGGUUGUGAUGGCGCAGGUUGGCCGGAAGGAGAUGUGGGGGCCGUCCCGCUGCCUCCCCGCGGCUGUGCCCCGCCUCUCGACGGUCUUGGGUCCCGUGCGGCAGCAGGCGUAUCGCGCGACCCUGCGGCGCGCCCUGGCGUUCCCAAGCGCGCCAGAUGGGCGCCACAGGGCCGCAGCCGCAGAGGCGCCAGGCGCUGGGCUGGCUGCGUCGUCGAGCCUCGGGUGGAGGAGCCGGCAGCCCGCCAGGGAGCCCGACGUUGCACAGCUGGUCGCGGUGCCUGCGGCCGCGGAGGCGUGGCCUGGUGAGCGAGACGCCGGGCAGCCCGCGGUGGCGAGCGGCUCCCCCCGUGCGGGGCGGCGCCCCGCCGCGGCGGCCGUGCCCCCGGCGUCCGUCGUGCGGGAGGCCCUCCUCCGCUCGGCGCUCGCCUGCGCGAGCCCUGGCUGCGGGCUGCUGGUGAACAGCCGGCCCGAGCUCGGCGGCUACUGCUGCGUCUCCUGCUCCCGCGGCGGCGGCGUUCACGAGCCGCGCUGCGAGGGGGCGGCCGCUCCCAAGGGUGCCCCGCGGGCGGGCGCCGACUGGCUGCCGGAGGCCGAGGUGAGGCUGGAGGAGAUCGAGCUCGAGCGAGCGCUGGCCGCCUCCAGGGCCGCCGCGGCCGCGCCAGCCGCCGCGCCGGGCCCUCGGGGCUGGCCGCGGGCGGCGGCCCGGUCGACGGCCUCGGAGGACCGCCCCGGCCGCCGCGGAGGAAUCCCAGACCCAGCCCUUCGCGAGGUGGCCGUGGUCGGUAAGGGCCGCGAUCGUGAAUAA